UCGGAAUACAACAUGUCGGCGUUCAAGAGAAAACGUGGAAGACAGACUCAGGCUGAUAGAAAGGCAAAGAAAGCGAAAUUUAUAGCAGAUGGAGGCGAAGCACCGGUGGAAGCCGAUCAGGAGAAGAACAAUGAAGUCACGAUUCCAGCACCGGUUUCGUCGGGUAGAUGGACAAACAAGGAAAGAGUUCUCAUUUUCUCCUCAAGAGGCAUCAACUUUAGAACAAGACACUUGAUGCAAGACCUGCGGACCCUGAUGCCUCAUGCAAAAGCAGAUACAAAAAUGGACAGAAAGGACAAGUUGUUUAUUGUUAAUGAGGUGUGUGAAAUCAAAAACUGCAACAAAUGCCUUUUUUUUGAAGCCAAGAAAAAGCAGGACCUCUACAUGUGGAUUGCCAACAGCCCUCAUGGACCGUCUGCAAAGUUUCUGGUUCAAAACAUUCACACACUGGCUGAACUCAAGAUGACAGGAAACUGCCUCAAAGGAUCCAGACCGCUGCUCUCGUUUGAUCCUAAAUUUGACACAGAGCCCCACUUUGCUUUACUGAAGGAGCUCUUCACCCAGACAUUUUCUACCCCACGCUACCACCCGAAGAGUCAGCCUUUCGUGGACCACGUCUUCACAUUCGCCAUCGCAGACAACAGGAUAUGGUUUAGAAACUACCAGAUCAUGGAGGAGGACGCCGCUCUAGUGGAGGUCGGACCUCGCUUUGUUCUCAACCUCAUCAAGAUCUUUCAGGGGAGCUUCGGAGGGCCCACGCUCUUCGAGAACCAGGACUUCCUGUCUCCCAACAUGCACCGGCGACAGAUCCGACUGGCGGCAGCAGCCAGAGUGCGUGAGAAGCAGAUGGUGAAGGAGAUGCAGAAAAUGAAGAAGACUGAAGCGAAGGAGGACGUCACCAAAGACGUUACAGCCGACGUCUUCCUAACACCAGCUGACGAGACGCACGUUCACAUCCAGAUGGACGCACCCGAACCGAAAGUAGCGAAGAAGAACAAACACAAGGCUUUCAAAAGACAAAGGAUGGCACGCAGGUAACUGGAUGGACUGUCGUGCCGAGUGAAUGGCUUACUGCGGCCAUGAUUCAAUGUUGUCUCAAGCAAAUGUGGUAAUGCAACAGUGCGGUCCAAUAUUAUGAGCUUUGUUAGGGUAAAAGAAAAGACCUGAAACUGUACAACACGUCGUUUAAUUAUCACGUGACAGAAUUCGAGAACAUUUUAAAGAUGCACGUGUUGUCUUCAAUGUCUGUUGCCAUAGUUUGUGGAUUCACACAAUAUGUUUUAUGCUCCCUCCCUCAGAAAGACUGUACCAUUUGUAACUACGAUACUGAAAAGAAAUAUUUUCCCAUCCUUUUUGAUAAACAAAUAUUCCAUCAAUGUAAAAAAACAACUUGUUUAUUGAUUUUGAGUGACCACAAUUGUUUUCAAUGUCAUGAAAAUAAAACAAUUUGAACUUC
Molecule: messenger RNA, 1456 nt
Organism: Anarrhichthys ocellatus (wolf-eel)
Lineage: Eukaryota; Metazoa; Chordata; Actinopteri; Perciformes; Anarhichadidae
Gene: brix1
Product: brix domain containing 2
Exons: 10
Coding region: 13-1038 (341 amino acids)
Biological process (GO): ribosomal large subunit assembly; rRNA processing
Cellular component (GO): nucleolus
Molecular function (GO): rRNA binding
Source: RefSeq, a predicted model, not a curated record